AUGACGUCUUUGAAGCACGGUGUUAAUCUCAGCCGUCGUGCUUGUAGGCAGCGAAUAAGCCUGCUAGCAGCGGCCACGCUUCUGUCAGUAGCAUCAGCAAACCCUAUUGAAAGCACCACGAAACAGAGUCCGUCCAUAAUUGUCGAUGGCAUCUCAACGUACCCCGGGCUCGGCUUCGGGCCGAUGGGACCAGUGGCGCCCCUGCCCGGAGAACCCCCGGGAACACAACUCCGUCAGCAACAAGAAACCACAACACAAGAAGCGACUACAACACCGAAACCAAAGAAAGAAAGGACCUUCGUGAUUGCUGCGGUCGAAUUCCACAGGGUUGAAACACCGUUCCUAAUUGGAGUGUGGAUCUUCUUUGCGAGCAUAGCUAAAAUAGGUUUCCACAUGGCACCGAAGUUAUCGAAGAUGUUUCCAGAGUCCUGUCUCCUUAUUUUCGUCGGGGUCCUGAUCGGCGCGUUGUUACUAAGUACCCACAGUGUGCACGUACAACCAUUGACGCCAGAUACAUUUUUUCUCUACAUGCUACCACCGAUCAUUCUAGACGCUGGAUAUUUUAUGCCCAACAGACUAUUCUUUGACCAUCUCGGAACAAUCCUACUCUUCGCAGUUGUGGGCACUGUAUUUAAUACUAUUACGAUUGGUGCUUCUUUGUGGGCAUGUGGACAAACCGGAAUGUUUGGAUGUACAACGCCUUUAUUAGAUAUGCUGUUAUUUGGGGCACUAAUCUCAGCCGUGGAUCCAGUAGCAGUGCUCGCGGUUUUUGAAGAAAUUCACGUUGAUGAAGUCCUUUAUAUUGUCGUAUUUGGGGAAUCCUUACUAAAUGACGCCGUAACUGUUGUACUUUACCAUAUGUUCGAGGCUUAUACAGAGAUGGGUCCAUCUCGGCUUAUGUAUACAGACUUUUUGGCUGGUUUCGCAUCUUUCUUGGUGGUGGCAGUCGGUGGUACUUGUAUUGGGGUCGUUUGGGGUUUUGGUACUGGUCUCGUUACACGCUUCACCAAUGAAGUAAGAGUAAUUGAGCCCAUUUUCAUAUUCGUGAUGGCAUAUUUGGCGUAUUUAAACGCGGAGAUGUUCCAUAUGAGUGGCAUACUGGCGAUAACCUUUUGCGGUAUUACAAUGAAGAACUACGUAGAAGCCAACAUCUCGCACAAAUCGCACACAACAAUUAAAUACACCAUGAAAAUGCUAUCAUCUUCGUCGGAGACUAUAAUUUUUAUGUUCCUGGGCGUCGCUACUGUCAAUAACAAUCAUGAUUGGAACACUUGGUUUGUGUUGUUGACUAUCGUUUUCUGCUCAGUAUUUCGUAUUAUAGGAGUGUACAUAUUUAGUGCUGUAGCUAAUAAAUUCCGUUUGCACAAAUUGAAUACGGUGGAAAAGUUCGUUAUGUCUUAUGGAGGUCUUCGAGGCGCGGUCGCCUUUGCAUUGGUGCUAUUAAUAGAUCCCGAAGUAGUAAAGCUCCAGCCAAUGUUUGUAACGACAACAAUAGCUGUUAUAUACUUCACAGUUUUCAUUCAAGGGAUCACGAUUAAGCCCUUAGUGAAGAUAUUAAAUGUUAAAACUGUUGAAAAGAGGAAACCAACGAUGAACGAGAGGAUUCAUGAAAGGUUCAUGGAUCAUCUAAUGGCAGGCAUAGAGGACAUUUUAGGCAAACAUGGAAAUCACCACAUGAGAGAUAAAUUUAAAAGAUUCGACAAUAGAUUUAUACGACCAUUUCUGCUGAGAAAUUAUCAGGGCCAAGAGCCAAAAAUUCUAGAAACGUAUUCGAAAUUAGCGAUGAGAGACGCCAUAGAGUAUAUGCAAAGGAAUGCAUCUACUAUUGGAAAUAUAUCCGGAGCCGAGUCAAUGUCAGCUAUCUUUAAGAAUUACACCAACGCUAAUUUUAAUGGCAGCCCCAGUUUUAGCCAGCUAGAUUCGUCUACUUGGAAUAUAGAUAUGCAAGAAUUGGAAUACAAUCCGUCCAAAAAGGAUCUAACUGACGCCAGAAUUCACCAUCUCCUCGCCGAAGAACUCUGCAAGCCAUAUCGACGUCAUCGUCGAUUAAGCUACAGUCGACACGCUGUAAAUGACCGUGAUCUGGGUAUGCAGGUUAAUUACAAGACACAUAUGAACAUACGGAGGCUUGUUGGGGACAGGAAGCAUCACCACAAGCGGAGUAAACGAGGGAAGCAAGAUGGGAAAAAUCAUGUAACUUUUCCCGAGUUCCAGCAAAACGGUUCGGCCAAACAGUUCACGCACGGUAAAAAAAAAUAUUAUAGAUUAGACUACAUAGACGAAGUGCUCCAAGAGGACGAGGAACCUCGUCGCGAGAAUGAUGAUGGCGGUAUAACUUUCACAGCCAAAACCCCGCCUGGAUGUAACGAAGUCAGUCUUACAUCCUCGCAAAAGGAGAACAGUAGUUCCCUUCUUAACCAAUUGGCUAACCUGCCUGGCUUCAAUCCUCUGAAAGCGAGAAUUGUUAAGCAGUACGCUAAAACACCAGAGGAGAUAUUGCCAACGGCCGUUGAAAAAUCACUUCCCUGGCGAAGAGACAGGUCCACCUACAACUUCGUUCCAAAUGAGGAUAUCCUUGAAGAAGACGAAAGACGAAUGUCAGAUGAUAAUGAUACAUACAUGACGAUAGCAGAGCAGGGACGGGUCGCUACCCCUACGGCUACGGAGACCAUGUUGCCAUGGAAACGGGAGGAGGCAGAAGGGACGACAGCCCUCAAACAAUCAGAGUUCCCUUCAUGGGCCUCCAACAAGGAGUACCUAGCGUAUAGCUCGCCAUCGGCCACGUUUUUAGGUGGUAUAGAGAAGCCAAAACAUCCAAAAUCUAUCAUAGGUCUGUUCCGAAGAGAGAGUACUUGCUCACAACAAGCUGCAGACUUGCCAGUCGUAUCAGAUUCAGAGAGUAAGGCUGAUUCAUUGAAGGGUGAGAGUUCUUCAGUGUGCUCCACGAAAGGAGAGUCCCUGUUAUCACAAGCAAAGCAAGGGCCCAGUUUGUUGUCUAAAAGAAGUACAAGUCUUGGCGGACCUUCAGUUUUGUUGAUGGAAGAUGUAGCCCACUCUGAUCCCUUGGGAGCUUCUUCAAGACCUGCUAGUAUCAUGCAGGGACCUCAUCGAGGCCAAUGCAGGAGAGGAUCCAUGUUGGAACUUACUGGCUCCUUAUCUCGGGAUGCAAUAACAGAAGAGAAGUCUUGCAAAUCGCUACCAGAAAGUGAAAGGAUGGGUGUCCGCCGCCUCGCGCUGGGUCAGCAGAGCCUUCCGAGGGAAUCUUUCAUCAGACAACCGACCAUAGCCUCCAACCUCCUCACUAGCUCAUCUUCCGACGAAUCCUCCGACGAAUUCACCUGA
Molecule: messenger RNA, 3342 nt
Organism: Danaus chrysippus (African queen)
Lineage: Eukaryota; Metazoa; Arthropoda; Insecta; Lepidoptera; Nymphalidae
Source: the annotation of a GenBank genome assembly